Molecule: messenger RNA, 1153 nt
Organism: Ixodes scapularis (black-legged tick)
Lineage: Eukaryota; Metazoa; Arthropoda; Arachnida; Ixodida; Ixodidae
Exons: 11
Coding region: 80-1153 (357 amino acids)
Biological process (GO): membrane protein ectodomain proteolysis
Molecular function (GO): metalloendopeptidase activity
Source: RefSeq, a predicted model, not a curated record
CGAUUGCGACAAAUGUAUAACAUCAAUCCUUUUCGCUCAUUACUGCAAGACUUUUCAAAUUUGUGUUCAAGACCACGACAUGUUUUUGGUUGACUUCUUCGUGUUUCUGGAGGCGGCUCUUCUGAUUUUUUCAGGUGUCAAUUGCUACGAAGGAGGUUCAUCCUAUAAAGAACAGGUGAUAAGAAGACGUUGCGCAUAUGUUGGUACCAUUCACCUCGAAAUAUAUCUAGUUCUGGAUGCAGGCUACGCGGCAAUACACCAAGAGAAUGUGUCCCAGUGCCGGCCCUACCUCGAAACACUUGUUAACAAUGUGGAGGCUUAUUUUUGGAACUUCACGUGCCCUGACCUUAUACUUACGCUUGUUGGAGUAACUGCGUUAACUAGUGUGGAAGAAGAACAAUUCAAGAAAUAUAAAACAUUUAAAAAUGAAACGACCAAAAAACUGGACCCUACAUUCACACUUAGUAUAUUUAACCGGUGGGUAAAUAAUGACACAAGAUUUCAAGACGCAGAUGUUGUCUACCUACUGACAAGUGAAGACAUUCGGGACUACACGGUGGCCUACAAACUGGAAAUGAAAGCUGCAUCUUAUGUUUCGGGACCAUGUCAUAACCGACGAACAGCGUUGUCUAUCGACGAUGGAAAGACAUUUUCUGGCGUUCCUGCUAUGGUACAGCAAAUCGCCCGACUGCUUGGCAUAAAAUGGGACGACUCGAGGUCAACCGAAAAGCCGUGCAAAGUUACUGACGGUUACAUCAUGACUAAAAAUGGCGAGCGUACCGAAUCAGCAAAUUUUUCCUUCUGCUCUUACGAUGCCUGGGACUUUAACUACUUUUUGCUUGCAAAUCAUAAGGAAUGCUUUAAUCGCACUGCUGAACCCAUGGAUUCUGAAAACAACGAACUUCCGGCGAGUUUCUUCAAUGAUUCUGACUACUGCGAAGUAUUAUCUGUACGCAAGAAUGCGUCCACAUGCGAGUUACCGACGGCCGUUGAGAACGGUACGGCAGACACACCAUGCCAUAUGCGGUGCUGCUUUGACAGCUCAAGUGUUAUUGUAGACUCGCCUGAUGGUACGAGAUGUGACGAGGAAAAGGUGUGCCUUCAAGGAACUUGUGUUAUGGAGAGAAAAAGGAACAUCACUAUUUCUCAAUAA